AUGGCUGCGCAGAACAUAGAGAUUCCUCGAGUCAAGCUUGGAAGCCAGGGCCUCGAGGUUUCCAAGUUAGGAUUUGGUUGUAUGGGACUCACUGGAAUCUAUAAUGCUCCUGUCCCUGAUGAGGUUGGAGUAUCAAUUAUCAAGGAUGCUUUCAGCAACGGUAUCACAUUCUUUGAUACAUCAGAUGUUUAUGGACCCCACACUAAUGAAGUUUUGUUAGGAAAGGCACUAAAGGAACUACCCAGAGAAAAAGUUCAGGUUGCAACAAAAUUUGGGAUUGUCAAAUUUGAAGCUGGCAAUGCCAUAAUAAAGGGGACGCCAGAAUAUGUUCGUUCCUGUUGUGAGAGUAGCCUCCGGCGCCUCGGUGUGGAAUACAUAGAUCUCUAUUAUCAGCACCGUGUUGACACAACAGUUCCUAUUGAAGUCACAAUGGGAGAAUUGAAGAAGUUGGUGGAAGAGGGAAAAAUAAAGUACAUUGGAUUAUCUGAGGCUAGCCCGGACACUAUUAGAAGGGCUCAUGCGAUUCAUCCAAUCACUGCAGUACAAUUUGAGUGGUCCAUCUGGACUCGUUACAUUGAAGAAGAAAUUGUUCCACUUUGCAGGGAACUUGGAAUUGGAAUAGUAUCAUACUGCCCCCUUGGCCGUGGAUUUUUUGGUGGCAAGACAGUGAUAGAAACCGUACCUGCUGAAAGUGCCCUGUCAAAAGACCUCAGGUUUAAAGGAGAAAACUUUGAGAAGAACAAGAACAUAUACUUUAAGAUAGAGAGAUUGGCUCAGAAGCAUGCAUGUACAGUAUCACAAAUUGCUCUUGCAUGGAUUCUUCAUCAAGGAGAUGACGUGGUGCCAAUCCCUGGAACGACCAAAACAAAAAAUAUGAACACCAAUAUUGGUUCGUUUAAAGUGAAGUUGAACGAGGAUGAUUUGAAGGAGAUUUCAGAUGCGGUCCCAGAUAGUGAGGUAGCAGGGGAUAGAACAAUUCACUGUUCAUGGAAGUUUGCUAAUACCCCGCCCAGGACAAAAAAUUAG
Molecule: messenger RNA, 1026 nt
Organism: Neltuma alba
Lineage: Eukaryota; Viridiplantae; Streptophyta; Magnoliopsida; Fabales; Fabaceae
Product: perakine reductase-like
Exons: 7
Coding region: 1-1026 (341 amino acids)
Cellular component (GO): cytoplasm
Source: RefSeq, a predicted model, not a curated record